Messenger RNA from Paramecium tetraurelia, 1197 nucleotides. RefSeq lists its product as uncharacterized. The transcript has 3 exons. The record is from RefSeq and is a predicted model, not a curated record. Lineage: Eukaryota; Ciliophora; Oligohymenophorea; Peniculida; Parameciidae.
AUGAUUAAUAACACAACUUUGAGUUUGUAAAAAAAGCGAGAGCUCUUUGCUUUGAACGUUAAACGUAUUGAUAGAGAGACUCUAUUCUAAAAUAAUAGGAAAAAAAUGAUAUAGUCAAACAACAAUGAGGUUGAGGUUGACAAGACACUUCAUCUUUUAAAUGGUGCAAUUACAAUCUACAAUAAAAAAGAUAUCAAAAAUUACUUUAAGCAAAUCAAUGAUUUUAAUCACUUUAAUUAAGAAUAAGAAGUUAGAUUGGUUUAAUUGAUUGAAACACUCCUUAAGCUAAAAGUUGAGGAUGAUAAUUCUGCCUUGCACAAUGAAUGCUUGAAUGUUUUAGUCAAAUUGAGUUUAUUUUAGAAUUCAAGUUAAGAAUUAUUCAACAUGCUUACGAUUCUCUGCAAAUUAAUGGAUAAGUAUAACAAUCAUAUUAAUCAAGCACUUUCUUACUAAAUUUUAGAUAAAAUACUAGCAUUUAUUGGUAAUAUUUCAUGUAACAAUGGAUUUAUUAGUGCAUUCUCAGCAAAUCUGAUAGAUAUCUUACAAUAUUAGAUAAUUUACGGAUAAAAAAGACUGUUAUUUUAGGCAAUAUGGGCUUUGAAUAAUAUCCUGUAUUCCAUUCACAAUGAAAGCGCAUUAUUAAAUUAGAUCUUAGUAAAGAUAGGUCAAUCUGAAAUACCUUAAUACUUAAUCUAGUAUGUGAAGAAAAAUGAGAAUAAACUUGACAAAAAUCAACUGAUACAAAUAUACUGGUUGUAUGCCGAAUUAUCCUAAGCUAUUCCAUUUGAUUUUGCAUAACUACAAGUCAAGGAAACAGACAGUUAAGAAUUAUAACUCAUAAUACUAUUUAUCUACUCUAAUUUGACAGGAUAGUAAAUAAUCCCUGCAAAUUGUAAUGUGAAUUAACUAUUCAAUAUGUUCCCAGCUUCAAAUGCUUUAAUCUAAAGACAGCUUUUAGUGAUAAUAGCUAAUUUAGUUCUCUUAACAGAAAUCGAAUUAGAAGCUUUAAAGAACCUAAUCAAUUAUGCCUUUCCUAUAUGUCCUAUAGACACUAUGUUUGUAUUGCAUAAUUGCUAAAUGAAAUACAAUUUUUAAUUAAGUCCAAAUGAAAAAGAAAAUAUUUUGAGAAUCAUUGAUGAACUACAAUAAGAUUCAUUGAUACAAGAUUUAGUAAAAUAAUUAAAGUUAAACAAUUGA